Molecule: messenger RNA, 4265 nt
Organism: Vigna umbellata (rice bean)
Lineage: Eukaryota; Viridiplantae; Streptophyta; Magnoliopsida; Fabales; Fabaceae
Source: RefSeq, a predicted model, not a curated record
GGGAAGGCCCAACAUCAGAACAAGACGAGUUUGAGCCCACCCGAGACACCGAAUGGGGAAUCCAGGGUCGGGUCACCGUCGUCGGAGGCGCCACCGUCGGCGAUCUCCGACAAUGUGGGAAUGAAGGCCAUUCACCCGACGCCGAAGCUCUCAGACUUCUACGAGUUCUUCUCGUUGUCUCACCUCUCUCCCCCCAUUUUACAAUUGAAGAGAUGUGAAGUGAAGGAUGAAGAUGAUAGGCGCAAAGGGGAUUACUUUCAGCUUCAGGUUAAAAUAUGCAAUGGGAAGGUAAUAGAAGUGGUUGUUUCAGAGAAAGGGUUUUACACUGUGGGGAAGCAAUCUCUGCACAGCCACACCUUGGUUGAUCUUCUCCAACAGCUCAGCCGAGCCUUUGCUAAUGCAUAUGAAUCGUUGAUGAAAGCCUUUUUGGAACGUAAUAAGUUUGGAAAUCUUCCUUAUGGAUUCCGAACAAAUACAUGGCUUGUCCCUCCAUCUGUGGCUGAGUCUCCUUCAAGCUUUCCUGCAUUGCCCGCAGAGGAUGAAAACUGGGGUGGUAAUGGUGGCGGCCAAGGAAGAAAUGGCGAAUUCGAUCUUAGACCGUGGGCAACGGAUUUUGCAAUAUUGGCCUCUCUUCCUUGCAAAACUGAGGAGGAGAGAGUAGUCAGGGAUAGAAAAGCAUUUCUGCUUCAUAAUCAAUUUGUUGAUACCUCAAUAUUUAAGGCUGUUGCGGCUAUACAGCACGUCAUAGAGUCCAACUCAAACAUGAAGAGUCAAUUGAAUUCUUCUCUAGGUGCUGUUCUGCAUGAAGAUCGUGUGGGAGACUUAUCCAUUGUAGUCAAACGUGACAUCCAGGAUGGAAAUAAAAAGCAUGAUUCUAUGCAAGUUGAAUCUAUCAUGCAAAAGGAUGAUGUUCAGAAGAAUUUAAUCAAAGGAUUGACAGCUGAUGAAAGUGUAGUUGUUCAUGAUACUUCUUCCUUGACUGUCGUCGUUGUACACCACUGUGGAUAUACUGCAACAGUAAAGGUUGUGGGUAAUGUGAACAUGAGGAAGCCUAAAGUUCGAGACAUUGAGAUAGACGAUCAGCUAGAUGGUGGGGCAAAUGCUCUCAACAUCAACAGUUUGAGGAUGCUGCUUCACAAGUCUGGAUCUGAUUCAUUAGAAGGGAAUGUAUCAUCCCAAUCAAUUUUGGAUGACGAAGAUGCUACUAAAAGCCUUGUUCGAAAGGUUAUUCAAGAAGGCAUAGAGAAAAUAAAGGAGGAGCCAAGUAUUUCAAAAAGGUCUAUUCGGUGGGAACUUGGUUCCUGUUGGAUGCAGCAUUUGCAAAAACAGGAAACUUCAUCUGAUAACUGUUCCAAAAACAAAGAAGAUGGGAAUGACGUUGAGCAAGCUGUUAAAGGUCUUGGAAAGCAAUUUAAAUUUUUGAAGAAGAGAGAGAAGAAAUCAAAUAAUGUAGACGGUACAGAUUCUCGAGAGCAAAAUGACUCUAGCCCUGGAGAUGUGAAUGACAAUGCUGAUAAAGUUGAGCCGAACAGUGGUGACAUUAGUAACUCUAGUGAAUUAGAGAAACUACUUUCUAACGAAGCAUUUUUGCGUCUCAAAGAAUCUGGAACUGAUCUUCAUACGAAGUCAGUGGAUGAGCUUAUCAACAUGGCACACAAGUUUUAUGAUGAAGUUGCCUUGCCAAAGCUGGCUAUGGACUUUGGAUCACUUGAACUUUCUCCUGUGGAUGGGCGAACACUGACUGACUUUAUGCAUUUAAGAGGCUUAAAGAUGCGAUCUUUGGGUCAAGUGGUUAAACUUGCUGAGAAUCUUCCUCACAUACAAUCCCUUUGUAUUCAUGAGAUGAUUACUCGAGCUUUCAAGCAUCAACUUAAAGCAGUUAUUGCCUCUGUUGAAAAUGUAGCUGAUCUAUCUGCAGCCAUUGCAUCAACACUAAAUUUCUUACUUGGUGGGAGUCGAACAGAAGAUAAUGAUCAAAGUUUGAAUGAUGAUCAUAGUCUCAGAAUUCAGUGGCUACGAAUGUUUUUGUCCCAAAGAUUUGGGUGGAUACUGAAUGAUGAAUUUCAACAUUUGAGGAAGUUGUCGAUUCUCAGAGGGCUAUGUCACAAGGUUGGAUUGGAAUUAUUCCCUAGAGAUUAUGACAUGGAGUCUAUUAAGCCCUUUGGGAAAAAUGAUAUUAUCAGCUUGGUUCCUGUUUGCAAGCAUGUAGGGUGUUCCUCAAUAGAUGGACGCAAUUUGCUGGAGGCUUCAAAAAUUGCUCUUGAUAAAGGAAAGCUUGAGGAUGCUGUAAUUUAUGGAACAAAGGCAUUGGCUAAAAUGAUGGUUGUUUGUGGACCCUAUCAUCGAAAUACUGCUAGUGCAUAUAGUCUCCUAGCUGUGGUUCUCUACCACACAGGAGAUUUUAACCAGGCCACCAUUUAUCAGCAAAAGGCCUUGGAUAUAAAUGAGAGGGAGCUUGGUCUUGACCACCCUGACACUAUGAAAAGCUACGGGGAUCUUUCUGUUUUCUAUUAUCGUUUGCAACACAUUGAGCUGGCUCUGAAGUAUGUUAAUCGCGCUCUAUUCCUUCUUCACUUUACAUGUGGGCUGUCUCAUCCAAACACAGCUGCAACAUAUAUAAAUGUGGCUAUGAUGGAAGAGGGCAUGGGAAAUGUUCAUGUGGCACUCAGAUACUUGCAUGAAGCUCUUAAAUGCAACAAAAGAUUGUUAGGAGCAGAUCAUAUACAGACUGCAGCUAGCUACCACGCCAUAGCUAUAGCUCUUUCAUUGAUGGAUGCAUUCUCUCUGAGUGUGCAACAUGAGCAAACUACACUAAAGAUACUUCAAGCAAAGCUUGGAUCAGAAGACCUUCGUACACAGGAUGCUGCGGCUUGGCUUGAGUAUUUUGAAUCAAAAGCCAUAGAGCAGCAAGAAGCAGCUAAAAAUGGAACUCCAAAGCCUGAUGCAUCCAUUGCAAGUAAAGGUCACCUUAGCGUGUCAGAUCUCCUGGAUUUUAUCAGUCCUGAUCCGAAAAGAAACGAUGCACAGAGAAAACAGAGGCGUGCAAAGCUGCUCCCAACAAGUGAUAACAGUCAAGAACAUGAAGAUGCAGUAGCUGAGGAGAGCAUUGUUUUUUAUGACUCAAGAGAUGCUCCAAGCAUGGUAGAAGAGAAUAUAGAAGAAACCAAUGACACACGUGAUUCUCAAAUACCAAAAGAAAAUAGUGAUUUCACUAGUUACAGGCCAGUGACAAGUGAAGUUGUUUAUGAGGCCUCAUCCGAUGAGGGUUGGCAAGAAGCAAAUUCAAAAGGGCGAUCAGGAAAUGCUACUAACCGCAAGUUUGGCCACAAAAAGCGGCCUCUUCUAUCAAAGCUCAGCAUCAAUGGUUCUAAUAAUUACAUUUACAGGGAAAGCAGUUCUAGGAAUGAGAUUACUUCACCACCACAAAGAGGAGUUCCUAGAGCAAUGUCCGACAUGUCAUCUCCGUCUAGACAACCAAAAGCUCGAAACAUUGCUUUGAACGAGGAUUCUGUUAAUUAUCCAACAAAAACUUCUGUGUCAAAAAUUUCAUCUCCAGCAUCUCUAAGUUCCUUGGCUUCAAAGUCUAUAUCUUACAAAGAAGUAGCUCUGGCUCCACCAGGUACAGUUUUAAAGCCACUGUUGGAAAAGACUGAGAUGGACAAGAUUAAUGCUGAAGAUGAGAUAUCCAACAGUCUACCUGUGACAUCAACCAACGAAGGUACGUUCCGAAGUUCCAUAGUUAAUGCAGUUUCUCAGCAUGAUGAAACAGAGUUAACUCAAGAAAUCGAACCUCAACAAGAAAAUUCUGCAUUGGAAGUUGAGAAGGUUUCCCUUGCUUCUUCUGAUCAGGAAAAACCCACAGAAACAAAUGGCAGUAAGCUUUCAGCUGCAGCCAAACCUUUCAAUCCAGGAAUGUUGUCCAUGUCUCACCAUUUAAAUUCAGGUUCCUUCACUAGCAUGUAUGAUACAGAUGUUAGUCAAGGCAUGAAUGUGGAGCCUGUGUUUCCCCCUGCUGUUGCUAGGGUCCUUGUGGACCUAGAUCACCUCUAUAUUACAGAACCAACUAUACUUUCCGCAUGAAACAUGGUUUUAGUAAAAGCCAAACACCUAUAGGAGAAAGAAGCGGAUUUGGAUCUCCAAGAAUUAUGAAUCCUCAUGCGCCUGAGUUUGUUCCAAGAAAUGCUUCUCAGAUAGAAGCCAAUGAUUCCAAUUCAAAUGUUUCCGAUGAGCAUAACUCUUUAUCUGAGGUAAGCAUGGCAGAAAAA